This is a messenger RNA of Varanus komodoensis (Komodo dragon), 9713 nucleotides long. RefSeq names its product TUB like protein 1 (gene TULP1). Bases 7067 to 8752 code for a protein of 561 amino acids. The record is from RefSeq and is a predicted model, not a curated record. Gene Ontology annotation, molecular function: actin filament binding. The transcript is spliced from 12 exons. Lineage: Eukaryota; Metazoa; Chordata; Lepidosauria; Squamata; Varanidae. Gene Ontology annotation, biological process: protein localization to cilium. Gene Ontology annotation, cellular component: cilium.
GCAAGGGGCGGCAUAGAAAUGUAAUAAUAAUAAUAAUAAUAAUAAUAAUAAUAAUAAUAAUAGUAGUAGUAGUAGUAGUAGUAGUAGUAGCCAGAGAGAAUGUGGGAGAUCUGCCCAUAACUUGCCAUGUCCCCUCUGGAGGAUUGCUCCUGCCUGCCCCCACCUGGAGCAUCUCAGAGCAGCUGCAGGUUCUGAGGAACAUGGGGCAGAUCAUGGGGAAUGGAGGCCCUUGGGAGACACUGCUGCCCCCCAUCCCCUCAGGGCAUACUUAGCCCCCACUCAUGGGGAGAUGCCAAGCAAUGUCCUAUGCGCAGGAGUGCAUCACCUAAAGGUUCAGAUUCAUCUGGUUGAAGUGUCCGCUUGAGGUAUGAGGGCUUCUUUGUGAGUAAAACAAGGCAGCAUGGAUAUGACCUGCAGCUUUGCUCUGGUGGGUCUCUGGAGAUUCAGGCUGAAAAUCCUGCAGUUCUAGAGUACUGGAUGGAGGUCUAUGCACCCACUCCCUGCUUGCUGCUCUUUGAUUAGCACUGUCUGCUAAUCCUGCCUUGGAACUGGCCCAGAAUAAUUUCCUGUAGCCAUGCCUUUGCACCACUGCAAGCUGGACAGAACCAGAUGGAUGCGACUCUUUUUUUGAGCAAGUGAUAACAAAAUAGCAUGGAGAAAAGGGAGCUGCCACAUAAUAGUAAAGAGGAGGUUCCUGAGCCUAUUCAGUAAAGAAGUUGGACAAAAUCUCACCAUGGUUCAUCGUGCCUGCGUUCACACAGUACCAUAACCCACAUUUCAACAACAAUCCACACUCACCUUAGAUUCAACCCUUGAGUGUAAGUUACAGGGUUAUCUGAACCUAGUCACUAAUUCAACUAUAAAAACGAUGUGCCAGAUUAGAUCAUAAACUAUGCUCAAUCUCUUGGUUUCACAGUAGGACUGAAUAUGCUAAUCUGACCUAAUUAAUCCAGUAACCCAUCCUGAGACAACUGCAGGUGUUAGUUAUAACCCUAAAUUGCAAGGUAUACACUAGUGCCGGUUUCUUCAACCUUUUCUUUCCAAGCCACAUGACCUGUAUUUGAUUGCUAUUAUCUAUAGCUUUUGAAGAAUGGGAUUAGAUGCAAGACACCUAAUCUUGAUCCAUCUGCUUCCUCAGCGCAGUAGCUCUGAAUGACCUCAAUCUUGCAGGCUAUUUUUGAGUACCUUCUAGGCUCACAACAUUCCUUAAAUCUAUUUACAUCCUAUUGGUGCUCUGUAGGUUCACAUCCCAUUUAUCCGGGUCUCCUUUAUGAUGUCCGUGAGUGGAUGUGAGAGUGAACUUUAAUGCUUCUGUAAUGGCAGUCUAUUGUUUGUGACGCUGAGGUUUAGACAUGGGUGGAUAUAUGAGUGCUUGCAUGCAUAAACUGAGGUCUAAUGCCAUUUCAGUUGUACAAUAAAGGCAUGGUAUUAGUUGGAUGGGUGGAGAACUAUGUCUCCCACCAUCUUCCUUCAUGUCAUCUAAAUCAGGGGCAGGCAAGUUGAUUCCCUCCAGAUGUUUUAACUGCAACUCGUAUAAUCCGUUACUGUUUGCCGUGCUGCUGAGCUCUAAUAAAGUUGCAAUUCAGCACUUCUAGCAGGGACCAAAUUUCCUACCCCUAAUCUAAAAGCUUGUACAUCUCAACACUUUCGGUCUUCUCAUAUUUAAAAAGAAUGACCCUGGAGCUGCUAUUAAUUUAAAACCUCAUCUCAUAUCCCAUAAACUACAGGCAAACAAGACACACGCAUUUUGCUGCCAAAAUGCAUUCCUCCUUCCAUAUAGUCUUCCCCUUUCCAUUUUAAUGUAAUGCUCAUGCUGUUCUGUAUAAUGUAAAUGCCCAUGGGACUCAAACUUUUCUUCAUGAAACUGUUAUCGCUGUUUCUACUUGUGGUUUUGUCUCAGAGAUCCAAGUCUUGUACAAAGAGCUUUUCCUUUCCUGCUUCUCUAACAUACAGCCUUUAGGUGAUGCUGUGCUUUAAUAGAAUAACACAUAAUAUACAAGCAGGAAAAUCUCUUAUUUUGCCACAGUGUUGUUUCUCUACAGAAGACAUUUGUUGUGGGCUUGUUAUUCCCCACUAAUUUAUGGCUUUUUUGAUGAUAUCCUGAUUCUUCAGUUGUAUCUCUGUGUCUAAUUAGCAUUUUCAGCACAGCAUUUAACUGUGGAAGUGAAUGAAACCAUGCUUUCCUCUUCUGUAUUUGUGCUAUUCUCCCUAGUGCCACCUAGAGGUUAUGUCAUGAAAAAGCAGGAAAGGAAGUACUCCUUGUGCAAUGCUUGGGUCCCAAUUCUGUGGCCAACGUGUAGGUGCAGCAUAUUUACAGCCUUAUGCAGAAAAUCCUUGUGUGGAAAAUAUACCUCAUUUUCAUCACUCUUUUAAAAAAUCAGGGAAGUAUUCUUAAACAGAAGCAAAGCUUUACUGUCCUCUAAAUGACCUGUAAAUGAUCCCAAGUAAGAAAUCACAAAUGCACCCAAUAAGUGCCUUGUGUAGUAAAGCUUUUAGUUGCCCAACUGUUUUAAUAAUGAGAUAUGGUGGGCCAGUUUGGGCAGAGAAAUAUGGUCCCCAACAUAGAAAGGAAAAGUAGACUGGCUCCCAAAGUGGACUGAGGGAACACAUCACUGUACCACGUGGGCAGUCAUGUAUUCCUUUAAAAAGAUGAUAAUAGGAGUUUCCUCUCCCCUCCCUCCCUCCUGCAAAUUGUCCUCCCAUAACACUCCCCCCCCCCAUUUUUAACUAUUUAUGGGGCAAUCCUGUUUAGACAGAGCAAGCUCCACAACUUGCGGCUUGCUCCAGCCAGCCAGCCAGCCUUAAUUACUUCUCUUGCAUUUAUUUUUUCUGAAGUUGCAUAUAUAGCUCUCUUUUCCAGAAAAGACAUGCAUAUUGUACCUCAAAGAAAAAAAGAAAGUAGAUGGACAAACUUUUCUCAGACAACAAUUCCUACCCCUCUUUCGUGUAUAUGCCAUUGAAAUGCAGUGACCACAAACCAAACCAAAAGAGUGAGGCAACUGGUGUCAGUGAACCAGGACUGACUCUAGAUCACUGUGCCGAGGAAGAAUGACGUCCUCCCGUUAUGAUUUUAAAGAGCAAUGGUGUGUACAAGGCUUUGAGAGUUUUGUUACAUAUGCCAUUUAUUGUUAGUGUGUGAUCUCUUGCACAUGGAAUUGUCUGGGUUCUUUACACAAUGGCAGCCUCCUUCCAGAACCUCUAGCAUGUUGUCCAGCCAUUCCUGCAGCUUGUUUUUUUAAGGAGAGAGUAAUAAAUUAUUUUCCUGGAUGGCACCAUCAUUUCUUAUGGAAGCCUUAUGUAAAGUCUAAAUUCUGAUGUAUCUCACAGUGCAACCUUGCGUUGUGUAAUGGAGCAUUUACCAAGGCAGCAGGGAACCCGCCCUCCAAAGUAAUCUCGCGUCCAAAAAAGGACAUCUUUCCUUCCACAAAGGAAAUAUUAGAAGCAGCCUAGAUAAAGCACAGAGGGAAAUGUCUCACACAGAGAAGCCCAGAGUCUCUCAUGGAAAUCAAGGAUGAGCUACUAAGUACCGUUCCCCUGCUUGUUGUUUGGUCACUGUACUUCCUCGAUGACCAUUAAAUGUCUUGUCAUUUGUUUCCCUGUUUGCUGUCAAUGCGGCUUCUGACUGGUAAGUCAUUCAGAUUAUUUCUGUGACUUUUUUUUCAAGAACUGGUAAGCUUUAACUGGUCCCUCAAGCUAACAGCACACACUGGAAUUUUCUCUCCCAAAUGAUCUUAAACUGUUGGGGGGUUUUAAGUGUCCCUAAUAAUGAGGUAAUGAACACUGUGAAUUAAGUUCAACAAGGCAUAUUUGAUGGUGUAGAAAUAGACUUAAAUUACCAACAAGAAGUUAAAGCUCCCACAUCCAAUAUGGGCACAACUGUAUGGCCUGCAGACACUGUAGAAAAAGCAGCAUCCCUACCAAAACCUUGGAGAAGCCUUCUGCAGUCACAGCAGGUGCUCCACUUUCAAAGGCCCUUUCCUCCACCCUCAGCUGGCACAGCUCUUUUAGUGUUGUCUGAGGCCCCAAAGAAGGAAGACCAUCUUCAUAAUAUGUGUUUUGGGGACCUUCUGAAAGGUGGAGGGGAGAAAGAUGAGGUUUUGACAAGUUCAAGUGGUGCCACAGCACCUCCUUCUUGUGAGAAGGGGCAAAACAUUUAGGUGACUGAAAUUCAUGAUCUAAAUGUUUUUGAGAGCAAUGGGAGUCUUGGAGGCAGCCCCCGCCCCCAUGGUCCUUCUUCAUUCAGUUGAAUGCCCACAACUUUCCGCAUUUGGAAGGUUACAGGCAGUCACACAGGGCUGCAUCCUAGCAGUCUUAAGAUAGUACUUUUGUGUCAGUAAAUAUUAGAUAUAUUUACCUUGUGAAAUACAUUGAAGUGCAGCUUCUUUCUCUAGUAACAUUCCUAUGUCCUUUUCAGUGUUUACAUUCAAGAAACUAAUGCAAGUUUAUUGUGAUUCUCAUCACUUGGACUUGAAAAUGGAUGGGUUCACAUGACACAACAAGCCACGGUAGUUUCUUGUGCAGGAGGGCCUGUUUGUGCCAACCUGCUUCAGUAUUUUAGCAUAAUUUUUAGGAACUUGAUUUUUAGGAACCAUAAUAAGAAACAAUGGUCUGUUCCAUGGUGUUCACAUUUCACCAUCGUUUCUCUGGUUGUCCAAACCUGUCAUCUUGGUUUCCAUGGUACUACCACAGAGUCCAUUGGAAAGAGUAGCAGCUGCUGCAGGAGUUUCUCCACGCAGCCAUCCCAACAUAAUUGUAUGUAUGUUAUGCAAUAUGUUUAGGAGGCAAUGCAGAUCCAUCAGUCUGUCUAUGAUAAAGCUCCAGCUGAUUCAGUUUAUUCACGAUACCACUGCGUAAACAGGAUAAUUUAGUUUCUUCUUAAGCAUUGCUGAGCCAUCUAGUGGUGUUACUUGUGGUGCAGCCUAAAAUAAUCCAAGGCUCAUGCAAGGUGGGUGUGGUUGAUCCUGCCCUAUUCAUCACUGCUUAGUAACAAUUGGGUUUUAUCAUGUUUUCUUCAGCCUUGGGUGUUUUUUUUUUUUUCCAGGAAAUAAAUGUCCCGCAACACUGGGGUGGCACACCCACAUUUUAAUUUGAUAUUUACAUGAAAGAGAAGCAAUCACCGUUUUUAUUUUCUAUUGCAUCUGUCUUUAAAUUUCUAGCCCGGGUGGUUUUAAAGAAACCCGUGAUAACAUGGUUGUCGUUUAUACCCUAAUAUUUUAAAAACCGGAAGCCACCAAUCCCAUCAUUUCAGAGAGGGCUGAUUCAGGGGGUUGACUGUAGAGGAUUGAUGCUGCAGAUUGGCAACAUGGGUCUGUUUCCUUCUUUUGGGACACACCCAGUUCCGAUCCUGGUGCUACCAGGGCCUCCUGACCUGCCUCGUCUAUUCUUCCUAUGUUGCUCAAGUUGUGAAAAGGCCUGAGUUAGUAAAUCUCUUCACACUUUGCAAACACAAAAGAGUAGCUUCUGUGCUUCUAUUUUUCUUUGCUCGGAUGUGUCUAACAUCUCAUUCUGUUGGUUUUGGUGGCGCCCAGCAUGAGUUGCAUAAGAGGGGGGUGGUGUGUGCAUCCGUGUCCCCGCGUGCGCACACACAAACACCAGGAUGCAAGUUCUCACAAAUGGAUGUCAAAAAUGCAAAAACAAACCUCAAAACCUGAAAAUUCGGCGCUGAGAAACAACUGAACAGUUGUGCCAUUUUGUUUAUUUAGCUUUGUGAUUAAUGUUUUCUAUAGAACUGGAAUUUUUAUAGAAAAUCAGUGAAAUCAGGCAAGGCAAGGCAAGAAGAUUGGAGGGUGAACAAAUUAUCCCUGUGGCAGAAAGGGAGGUAUUAUGGGCUACAUCUUGCGAUGAUCUUGUAAUCGCUGGAGAUCUUGUCCAGCCUAAGCUUUCCCUGGCUUCUGAUAAGCUUCUAAAUGGCUGUUAGUCAUUUGGGUCACCCAGAUGCUAAGAGUUUUCCCACCCUUACUCUACCUAACACCUUGCCAUCAAGUUGCUUUGAUGCACAACUUCCAGACCCCUGAGCAGCACCCUGAUGGCAGGGCAAAGAAGAGGAAUGAGAAUACAUGGGCUCUGCCCUUCCCUCCUCUUCUUUUUUCUUAACCAUAUCCACAUUUUACCGUAAGAGACUUCAGUAAAUUGGGAUGCAGAUUGGAGUAUUUGUUUAUUAACCCUGCACUCUAAUGCUCUCCCUAUUCUGUUAGCAAGUUAGGAAACUAACUAAAAACAGGCCAGGCCAUUUUCUCAUCUAGACCAACAUGUCCAGCUCCAACUGGAAGCUAGGGGCACUGCUAGAUCCACAGCUCAGGCCUGUGGGACCAAACAAAAUGCACACAUUUGCUUGUGCUGAUUUACAAAUGUUCUCAAGCCUGUGUGUUUAAAAGAGCCUCUCCCCUGAAGACACCGUUAUUUGUUAAUAAAGAGAUGUAGGAAAGGGGGAGAGGAGAGAACUUGACUUCAGGGGGGAAAAACUCAGCCAAAAGAUUCAAAGGAGGGAGGCAGCAGGAGGGGAGGCACACGUGGGCCAAAAGCCAACGAAACCAGGGGGAUCAGAUACAACACAGGAGCCUCUGUACCUUUAUUUCAGUCAGUGCCCAUGGACAGUGGGGUGGGGGGACAGAUUGUCUCCCAAGGAGUUGGGGCUACAGACCCAGGGGACAGCCCCCUAACUCUGCCUCUGUCAGAAGCAGCUGCCCAGGUUCUGAAGAACAAGUCUUCCCCACCAGCUGCUACCUGGACCUUUAAAUUAGAGAUGGCAGCGAUUGCACAGAGGGCCUUCUGCAUGCAGAACAUGUGUUCCAAUGCAGAGGUCCCUCCCAAUUUUGAUAAUGUAAGAGUAAUCCCCACCCCACCCCUGGUGCAUCCUCCAGAGCGCGCUGUGGCCAGUGGAAGGGAACGGACCCCUUUGAACACCUUCACCUCUCACCAGGAUCUCUCCCUUGCUAUCUAUAUGAGGGUCUCUUCCCAACAAAAAGGAACUGCAAUGUUACUAAUACAGAGCACCCAGUUCCCUUCAGGGCAAGGAUUACAUCUAUUGUGUGAUCAAAGGGUUCCCAAUAGGUGGCCAUGAGCAACUAUGCCAGCCAAACAGCUGGCUGCCCUUAGCCGAUAUGGAAAUACCUGGUCACUGCACCUGGGGACCGUUUCAGGAGAGCGAUACUACAUUCCCUUCUCUCUGCCCAUGUUCCCUCAUGCAGGCACACCUGUGGGAGCAGAAGCCAAAGAAGAAACGGCCAGAGGCUACGGUGGAAGCGAAGCCCAAGAAAUCCAGAGUGAAGAAGCCAGAGGACUCAGGCCCCGCAGGGGACCCCAGUGUGCCCCCGCAAGAAAAGUGAGAAAGAAGAAAGAGGGGAAGCCUGAAGAAGAGAGUGAGAAGGAUUCAUGUGCCAAAUUCGUUAAAGAUCCCAGAAAGAAGAAGGAACUCCCCUCUUCCCAUGUCAACAUGAUGAAGACAACAAAAAAGAAGCAAGAGGACUCUGAAGAAGAUUAUGAUGAGGAAGAGGAAGAGGAGGAAGAGGAAGAGGUAGAAAGCGAAGAUCCACCAAAAAAGCCAAAAAGGAAGAUCCACAAAGACAUUCCGUCCAAUGAAAUUAAGGAAAGAAAGCCCAGAAGUAAAGGAGAAAAACCUGAGCCUGACAUCAAGGCAAGAACCACAAAGACAUUGAAGAAAGAUCCAGCCUCUGUGUUCCAAGUGAAUGGGGACAAGAAAGACAGAAAAGUGAAAAAGAAAGAUCUCAAAAAUAGUGAGGCAGAAGAAGACUCUGACUCUAGCACCAAGCCAACCAAAACUGAUCCAAAGAAGAGUGCAGCUGCAAUGUUUCAGGCUUCAGGACAAGUUCUUAAGGAGAAGAAAACUAAAAAGAAAGCUCUCCUCAAGGCCGCUAAAAAUGAAAGUGAGGAAGAGUCCCUAGAAGCAGCUCAGAAGAACACCAACAGGAAAGGAAAAGCAAAGAAGUCCAAGAAGAAGGAAGAAAGGCCUCCUUCCCCAGUCAUUGAGGUGGACAACCUGGAGGAUUUUGUGCUGCGGCCUGCACCUCAAGGAGUGACCAUCAAGUGCCGGGUGACUCGAGAUAAGAAGGGGAUGGAUCGGGGCCUCUACCCUACCUACUACCUUCACCUUGAUAAUGACAAAAAGGUUUUUCUACUGGCUGGUCGUAAGCGCAAGAAGAGCAAGACCUCUAAUUACCUAAUUUCUAUUGAUCCUACUGACCUGUCCCGUGGUGGAGAGAACUUCAUUGGAAAGCUGAGGUCCAAUUUGAUGGGCACUCGGUUUUCAGUGUUUGAUAAUGGCGUAAAUCCUGACAGAGCAAAUGCCGAUUGGUCAAACGUGCGCCAGGAGCUUGCAGCUGUCAUUUAUGAAACAAAUGUAUUAGGAUUCAAGGGACCUCGAAAAAUGACAGUGGUCAUACCUGGAAUGAACUCUGACGACGAGAGGGUGCCAAUUCGACCCCGAAACGAUAACGAUGGGCUGCUCAUUAGGUGGCAGAAUAAGUUCAUGGACAACUUAAUUGAGCUGCAUAAUAAAGCCCCAGUAUGGAAUGAUGAGACCCAGUCAUACGUGCUGAACUUCCAUGGCAGAGUAACUCAUGCCUCUGUCAAGAACUUUCAGAUUGUGCACAGCAAUGACCUUGACUACAUCGUGUUGCAAUUUGGCCGUGUGGCUGAUGACGCUUUUACCAUGGACUACAACUAUCCACUGUGUGCUGUGCAGGCCUUUGCCAUCGCCCUGUCUAGCUUUGAUGGGAAGCUGGCCUGCGAAUAGUGCAGCCAAGCUUCAUCGUGCCGAGGCUGUUCUGAGUCCAGUCAUGAGGCAAUGUUUCUUCUGUCUGAACUGGCUAACUGCAAGCAAAACUUUGUCUGAUGACAUAACGCAAUGGAGAAGGUGUGCGAAGGAAUGGCAGCUCAGGUGGCAUUACUCGAUGUUGCCAGUACACAACUGGAGAACACCUUGCAGGAUCAGUAAGCAGGGGUGCCUAGACACAAAGUCGGCUUAGCUGGUAAUGCCACACGCACACACAUGUUCUUGGCAUUUGCCUUAUGCAGGAAGCAAUACUCAAGCCCAGCAACUUAAACUCAACUUACAGCUCCUUUAAACUGCAGCGUUUGGGGGCUUUUCUACAUGAGGUAUUUCUGGUGUUUUCCAGUCACUUUUGCAGCUCCUUGUAGGGUGAAGUUAAUGCGAUCUUUUCUUGGAUGAUGCCAUUCUUUGCUACUGACACCUUGUGUAAAGUCUAAAUUCUGCUUUGUACCACCUUGUGUUGUACAAUGGAACUUAUAGAAACAUACAGAAAGGCAGAGAGAGAAAAAACUCCAGGGGAGAAAAAUAGCCUAGUGAAAAAUAAUGUUCUUUUUCCCUCCAUGAAAAUAGGAGAAGCCACUGUGAAGCAAAGCAGUGUAACGUCUUAUUUAGAGAAAAGCCAUGACUCUAGAUGCUCCCCCUCCCUGGCAAUCUUUCUCUCUUGGAAUUCUCUGUUAAUUUACUCAGUCUCAAGGAUUUUGGAACUAGUUGACCAUCUCAGGCUAUCAUGUCAUUAUUUCUUGUAUACAGAUACUUUUUAACAAUGAAGAGUAGCUGUUGUUUGAAUCUCAGGUGUAUUUGACCUUUUUAGAUUAUUUGCAGGGUAGAUAUUUCUGUUUGCUAAGUUAGGAUUGACAUGGGAAUAGGAACGGUUUUUUCCCCCCAUACUGAUAAUGAUCAAUAAAAGAUCAACAGGUGGGACACA